Messenger RNA from Nilaparvata lugens (brown planthopper), 552 nucleotides. Its product is annotated as chromodomain-helicase-DNA-binding protein Mi-2 homolog. The record is from RefSeq and is a predicted model, not a curated record. The transcript is spliced from 3 exons. Bases 16 to 537 code for a protein of 173 amino acids. Lineage: Eukaryota; Metazoa; Arthropoda; Insecta; Hemiptera; Delphacidae.
AAUUUGAAAUAAAACAUGAACACAUAUAAAUAUUAUCAUUAUUCAAUCGUAAUAUAUUUCUUGAAACCCAAGUUUCGUUUAUUUAAUAGCGAAGGAAAGAAGGAGAAGAAACGAAAGAAGAAGAAGAAAUCCGAUAGCGCCGAUGAGGAGGACUUUGGAGGAGGAGGUGGUGUAGCGGAGGAGGAGGGGAGUGGUGUAGCUGAGGAGGCCAGUCGCAAGUCGAGGAAGUCUCGAGCCCAAAAGGCGGCCGCCAGUACCCCCGCCACCCCACAGUCGCAGGCCGACAAUUCGGGUAUGCCAACCGUUGAAGAGGUGUGCAGCACGUUCGGCCUGACUGAUGUGACGUUGGAUUUCUCGGAUGAGGAUUACCAGAACCUCACCACUUACAAACUGUUCCAGCAACAUGUCAGACCCAUUCUGUCCAAGGACAAUCCUAAGGUAUUCAUUUAUUCUCAAUCAUUCAGAAUCUCGAAACCACAGAAUACAUACAGAAUGGAAACUCGGCCAGAAUCGUGUUGCCAAAAGCCGCAAUCUUGAAAGAUAGCCAAUCUU